Messenger RNA from Colletotrichum phormii, 936 nucleotides. RefSeq names its product LITAF-like zinc ribbon domain-containing protein. The record is from RefSeq and is a predicted model, not a curated record. The transcript has 4 exons. Bases 176 to 643 code for a protein of 155 amino acids. Gene Ontology annotation, molecular function: zinc ion binding. NCBI's taxonomy places the organism in Eukaryota, Fungi, Ascomycota, Sordariomycetes, Glomerellales, Glomerellaceae.
CCCAAAGCUGCCGUGGUUAUUGGUCAACGGGGUUGCCAUCCGUUGGUUGGGUGCCAUGUUAUUCGAGAUGUCGUCCUAUAUGAAUGCGCUCUUCCCAAGUCCUCGAUAACCUCCCCAUCAACUAUCUCCUCUCAUCUGAGCAUAGUACAACAUUCGUUUUGGCUGUAAUCCAGGCAUGAGCAAGAGUGAAUUCGAAACGAUGUCGAACGCUCCCGAAGACUUCAGCAUCCGAUCUCCAGUUCCUCAAUACCAAGCAAUGCAUACUCCCGCAUCAACUGCCAUCGGCAGCCACGACAUCGCCGGACCUAACGUCAAAUACUGCCACGUCGUUCACUGCAACCAUGGAGAAUCUCUCGGAGAAGGCUCCCGGGCCAACGUCGUGCCCGUUGCCCUUGUGGAGAGAUGGCCUGCUUUGAUCGAGUGCCCUGCUUGCAAGGGGGUCACUCCCACCACGAGGGACCAUAGAAUUGGCAAAGGAGCGCACUGGAUGGCCAUUAUGCUCUUCUGCACCACCGGUGUUGGUGUGUUCUUCGCUCCGUACGCCAUGAGGCCAUUCAAGGACGUCGUUCACAGCUGCCAGCGCUGCGGACGCAAGGUAGCGACUCGGCGAUUCGGCGGUGGCACCAAGGCGCACCUUAUGUGAAACAGAGAUUCAUGAUCGGACUCGGGGGUCAUGCAAUCGUGUACUCUCUGAUGACUCUUUCUUUUAGUCUUUUGCUUGGGCCCCCGGUGUAGAUGAGAUACGACUGGUUCGUCAUGUGUCACGAGUUAUGGCACGCAGCAAUGGGCAUAUGAAGUGGGUUAAAGUGGCUUGAAGUAACCCAUCUAGAAUGAGCACAUAAGAGCAGUCUAUAUACUAAGAGAGUGUGAUAUCCACGUGAGAAAGCACGUAGCAAGAUGCUUGACGAGUGCUGAUACCAUUCCUGUUUCGUGACA